Messenger RNA from Brenthis ino (lesser marbled fritillary), 1053 nucleotides. The record is from the annotation of a GenBank genome assembly. Lineage: Eukaryota; Metazoa; Arthropoda; Insecta; Lepidoptera; Nymphalidae.
AUGGACUCGCUCGUAAAUGUGUUUCACACAACUUCAGAUGCCCUCGGUAUAGAAUGGGCACCUCUUCACCUCCCCAUGGCUCGUCGCCUGCAAACCUUAGCCGCUACGUUCUGGAUCUGUCUAGUCUUGUUUGGAGAAAGUUCAUGUGGUUUCCUCUUUAUACGACUCCUGUACUCCUCGUACUGGUGGCUAGCGUUGAUGUAUGGUUUCUGGAUGCUUAAGGAUUUAGAUGUGUGUAAUAAAGGUGGAAGAAAAAUAGAAUGGGUACGAAAUUGGUCGAUAUGGCGAUACUACCGUGACUAUUUCCCAAUGAAACUUGUCAAAACCACCGACUUGGAUCCAAGUAAAAACUACCUUUUCGCAUGUUUUCCUCAUGGAGUAGUGUGCUCGGGAGCUUUCACCGCAUUUUGCACAAAUGCUUUAGAUUUUUAUAAAGUGUUUCCUGGCAUGAACAGUAACAUGAUUACGUUAGGGGGUCACUUUCGAGUACCUUUUUUUAGAGACUUGAUACUCGGCUUGGGCUCUUGUGCAUCUUCUGUAGAAAGCUUGUUAUAUCUUCUUGACAAGAAGAAACAUCAAGGAAAAUGCGUAGCUUUGGUAGUAGGCGGUGCGGCCGAAGCGCUCGACUCUCAUCCCGGAGAAUAUAAGGUGAUUUUAAAUAGAAGAAAGGGAUUUAUUAAAGUCGCCAUGAUGUCCGGAGCUCCACUCGUACCAGUGUUUUCAUUCGGGGAAACAGAUGUCUUCCGUCCCUUCAACAACCCAAGCGAUAGUUUACUUCGCAAAUUUCAAGAAAAAGUGCGCCAAUUUACGGGCAUAUCGCCCAUUUUUCCUAUUGGUCGUGGCAUGUUUCAAUACAGUUAUGGGGUUGUGCCUUUAAGAGCCCCUGUCACUACUGUUGUUGGAGCGCCGAUGGAAAUAGAAAAAAACCUGGAUCCAACAGAUGAGGAAGUAGAUGCAAUUCAUGCGAAGUUCACAAAAAAACUUAUAGAGCUUUUUGAAUCUGAGAAAUCGAAAUAUUUAAAAAAUUAUGAAAAUACUCAUCUCGUUAUUACA